GGCCUUCGGAAGGGGUAGUGGCCGUGGCCGCGGCACCCGCCGCUUUCUACGCUCGCAGCGCCGCCUCUCUGCGACCGCCCGCGGGGCGCCGCCGCCGCCACUUAGCCUGGGCCCCGCCUGCCUUGUCCUCGGGACUCUCGGCGUCCUCGGCGGGCCGGAGCGAUGCGGCUGGAUCCGAGGCCCGCGGCGCUGGCGCUGCUGCUGCUGCUGCUCCUGGGCGCCGCGGCGGCCGGCGCGGGCAAGGCCGAGGACCUGCACUACCCGCAGGGCGAGCACCGCGCCGACUACGACCGCGAGGCGCUGCUGGGCGUCCAGGAAGACGUCGAUGAGUUUGUUAAACUUGACCAUGAAGAGCAGCAAAAAAGACUGCAGUCGAUCCUAAGGAAAAUCGAUUCGGAUUCGGAUGGCUUUCUCACCGAAAGUGAACUCAGUCAGUGGAUUCAGAUGUCCUUCAAGCAUUAUGCCAUGCAAGAGGCGAAGCAGCAGUUUGUGGAAUAUGAUAAAGACAGUGACGGCACUGUGACGUGGGAUGAGUACAACAUUCAGAUGUAUGACCGAGUCAUUGACUUCGAUGAGAACACUGCUCUGGAUGAUGCGGAGGAGGAAUCCUUCAGGCAGCUUCAUUUAAAGGACAAGAAGCGUUUUGAAAAGGCUGACCAGGGUUCUGGCCCCGGCCUGAGCCUGGAGGAGUUCAUUGCUUUUGAGCACCCUGAAGAAGUUGACUACAUGACGGAAUUCAGUCAUUGCAAGAGGCUUUAGAAGAGCAUGACAAAAAUGGUGAUGGUUUGUUAAGCUUAGACGACAUUUCUUGGUGAUACAGGCGGGAUCCAACUGCAAGUGAGAUCCAGAAUGGAUACUUGUGAGAAAGACAGAUUCGUGAAUGGAUUAUGACAAGAUAAUGAUGUAGGCUUGAUCCACAGAGCUAUUAUCGUGGGUAGGCCCAUAAUCAGGGCAUUGCACAAGAGGAGG
This is a messenger RNA of Castor canadensis (American beaver), 969 nucleotides long. The record is from RefSeq and is a predicted model, not a curated record. Lineage: Eukaryota; Metazoa; Chordata; Mammalia; Rodentia; Castoridae.